This is a messenger RNA of Synchiropus splendidus (mandarinfish), 5973 nucleotides long. It is a transcript of the gene tbc1d22a, whose product is annotated as TBC1 domain family, member 22a. Bases 934 to 2646 code for a protein of 570 amino acids. The record is from RefSeq and is a predicted model, not a curated record. Gene Ontology annotation, biological process: activation of GTPase activity. Gene Ontology annotation, molecular function: GTPase activator activity. The transcript has 16 exons. NCBI's taxonomy places the organism in Eukaryota, Metazoa, Chordata, Actinopteri, Syngnathiformes, Callionymidae.
AUCCAAACGCUUAUUCUGCGUCUCAAAGUGAGCGCCCUCUUAAAUGCGAUCUUUGUUCAACCAGCGUGGGACGCUGCAUCAGCAGGAUGAACCCGUACAUGUCAUGGAUCAAAACAGGGAGCAGUCGCAAUGCUAUGUGAACCUGCGAUUGACAUUUUGUAAAACAAUAGUUGGUCUAAAAAACACUCUGUGGUCAGGAAGACUUGGAAUACUACUACAUGGAAUACAUUUUUGCUUGAACAUUUUGUUCUCCUGUUGUUUUUGAUGCUAUAUUCUUCUUCCACCAAUGUUCUAUUUGAAGUGGUAGGCACAGUAAUUAUUUGGCAAUAGGAGACAACAUCUAAGGGUAGCAGUGGAGAGAUGUCAGAGAGGGGUUGGUAGAAAGUUUUAGUUAGGCGCUUUGCAGGUGGAAGUAAGCACACCAGGUAAAUCUAUUGGUAUGAGAAGUACUUUCAAGCAUGAUGAAAGCAAGACCCCUGACCUGAGGGUGAUGGAGAAUGGGAUUGGAUUUUGAGAGUAUGGAUUCUAUCAUUUCACAUAAGAGGAACUUUACUUGCUGUCUAAUUUUAGGAUCUUGGAGGAAACUCUGCCUUUUAAUUUGGAUAGGCAGGCAGUGUGGGAGGAGUAUAGACAGUUUGAAGGAUAUAGACCUGCGUGUAUUCCAUGUAGCAAUGGAAACCUGAGAAAUGAUGAGGUGAUGAAGAGGAGGGAUCUCAUGACAGAGCCCAGGGGCACACCAGAAGAGACAGAAAGGGGCUGGGAAGUGAAGGAGCAGACCAGUCUGACAUGUGGUUGAGGAGAUGAUUUGAAUCACAAAAGUGUGGGUGUGGCUGUAGCUGAUCUUGUGAGGAAGAUAGAAGAAGAAAUGGUGUUAAAGACUGCUCUGAGAUUAACCAUUCGGAGCGCCCGGUUGUUUAUCCUGGUGUGGGGAAAAUGUCGAGUGACGGAAAUAAGAAACAGUUCUGGAAGAGGAACGCAGCGAAGGUUCCUGGCAGCAUUCAGCACGUUUAUGGAGCCCAACAUCCGCCUUUUGACCCACUCCUUCAUGCCAAUCUCAUCAAAGCAGGACACAAACCCUCACCGGCAACGCCGGGUAAGCCAAAGAAAGCCACAACAUUUCAGGAAUUUGAGAGCAUCACAAGCGAUGCCUGGGAUGUUGGUGACGAUGACGAUGAUCUGCUUGCCAUGGCCGCACAGAACCUCAAUAUAGAAGUCGUCAUGGAAACGGCCAACAAGGUGAUUGAGAACCACAGCAAACUGCAGGAGAGGCAGCGGCUGGACGACAGUGCAGAUAUGGAACAGAGACCAGAGGAUGUACAGGAAGAGGUGGCAGAGGAUGAGGAAGAGGACGAGGAAGACGAGGAAGAUCGAGUGGUUGAGGGAACUGUCCCCAGCACAGAGGCGUCAUUCGCCUCCCAGAACAGCCCUUACACUGAUGGCCGCAUGGUCAAAUCCCACAGCGAAGCACCAAUUGGGUCACCGAAAGAUGCAGAUGAGCAUGCAGCUCUGCACAGACAGCGUUCUCUGCCCCACCGGCCGCCUGUCAUCCCUCUUGUUGCUCGCAUGGCUGACCAAAACACAUCAGGCACCCCUGCCAUGACAGAGAGGGAAGCGUCCCGUCUGGAUAAGUUUAAACAGUUGUUGGCAGGCCCCAACACUGAUCUAGAAGAGUUACGGAAGCUCAGCUGGUCUGGGAUCCCUCGCCAGGUUCGGCCAAUCACGUGGAAGCUCCUUUCGGGUUACCUGCCAGCUAACGCAGAGAGAAGAGAAAGUGUCCUUCAGAGGAAGAGGCAAGAAUAUUUUGGCUUCAUCCAGCAAUAUUACGACUCACGCAAUGACGAGCACCACCAGGACACGUACAGACAGAUCCACAUAGACAUUCCCAGGAUGAGUCCUGAGUCUUUGGUGCUGCAGCCAAAGGUGACGGAGAUUCACAUUGACAUACCGAGAACUAAUCCUCUUAUUCCUCUUUUCCAACAAGCUUCUGUCCAAGAGAUUUUCGAGAGGAUCCUCUUCAUUUGGGCCAUCCGACAUCCGGCCAGCGGCUACGUCCAAGGCAUUAACGACCUGGUCACACCGUUUUUUGUUGUCUACGUCUUCGAGUACAUCGAGGAAGAAGUGGAAAACUUUGACGUGUCCAGUCUCCAGGAAGAGGCCCUGAGGAAUAUUGAGGCCGACAGCUUUUGGUGUAUGAGCAAACUGCUAGAUGGCAUUCAGGACAACUAUACCUUUGCACAGCCAGGAAUCCAGAAAAAAGUCAAAGCCCUUGAGGAGCUGGUCAGCAGGAUUGACGAGUCCGUGCAUCGCCACAUGCACCACUACGAGGUAGAGUACCUGCAGUUCGCCUUUCGCUGGAUGAACAACCUACUGAUGCGGGAGCUGCCUCUGCGCUGCACGAUCCGACUGUGGGACACCUACCAGGCGGAGCCAGAGGGUUUCUCUCACUUCCACCUCUAUGUGUGUGCGGCCUUCCUGGUGAGAUGGAGGAAAGAGAUCCUCGAAGAAAAAGAUUUCCAGGGCCUGAUGAUUCUCCUCCAGAACCUUCCCACAAUGCACUGGGGCAACGAGGAGGUGAGCGUGCUGCUGGCUGAGGCCUACAGGUUGAAGUUUGCCUUUGCCGACGCCCCCAACCACUACAAGAGAUGAUGAGCCGUCGUUCGUCAUCAUCCUGCCUUUCUUUUUUUUCUCCCCAUCGAACUAUGAGGCAACUUUUUUCUCAUUUGAAGGAAUACUGACUUUCUUGCCAUUUCCUCAACUCUACCCUUUUUUUUUGGCAACUAUGAGAUUUAAAUCUACCAAUGACUCACAGGUGCAGGUAAGCCGAUCAUGAUGAUCCAGAGCCUUUUUAAAUUAUUGUUUCCGUCUAAUAUGCUUCUGUUUCCAUCCUGGGACGACGUGAUGUUGCUCAGAAUCAGAUCUUAAUUGUUUUUCCCAUUUUCCGAGGCAAUACUUUUUUGGAAGAGCGUUGAGUGGGGACGGUUUACAUGUCUGAGACCUAUCAAUUUGUCUUCUUUUUUUUUUUAUAAACAUCACGACGGGGUUCUGAACAUGAAAAAACACGCGUUUCAUGUUAGGGUUGUUGCACUGAAUGAAUUGUCCUCUGCCCCCUUUAGUAACAUUUCGUCUCAAUCUCAGACUACCUCAGAAUGAUCAGACUAAGGACCCAACUUUUCCAUCACAUUCUCCAUCUGAACACCCGUUUUCCAACGUCAAAACAUUUUCGAGAAAUUCACACAGAAGCAGCCUUUAUAUAUAUAUAUAUAUAUAUAUAUAUAUAUAUAUAUAUAUAUAUAUAUAUAUAUAUAUAUUCUUAUUUUGUCUUAACUCAGUAGUUCCAAACAUGAGCACAGCAUUGUAAAUAAGAUGUGAAUCUGGAAAUAUAUUAAAGUGAAGUAAAGCCCAUCAAUGUGCUUUAUCCAACAUGACACUUUCGUUGUUUUAAUGACAACACCGAUUACCAGUCAGCGGGGUCCACUGAAUUCUCUUCCUGCGGGUGAUUAUUUCCGGUACUGUUACUGAUUGUGCUCCAACCAUCCCUUGCAACAGAGUGACUUAUGCAGAUUGCAGUGUGUGACCACAGCAGAAGCAAAUCAGAAGGUCCACAACCACUCCGUAUAUUCAGCUUCUGCAGAACUGAGCCGAUCAUUCAAACUCUAGACUGUCAACAUUUUCCUGAAAAGACCUCCAGCAACUGUAGACAUCCAUGAGGUUUAGACAUUGGAGUCCAGCGGUCCCGCCAGACUCAGUCCUCGCUACCCCUCUUGUCCUCAUUUACUGUACCCAUAAACCUCACUGGUGUCCUGCUCUGUUAUCCCCAUCUCCAGCAUUCUUCAUCCAUUCUUAUUAUUCCCCUCCCCAUGUGUUCAAACCAUCUCGAGUCCUGGCCUCCAGAGCUUCACCUCCAAAUAUUGCCAACCUCUGGAAUACUCCUUCCUUAGUCUCUCACCAGGAAAACCUCUCUACCUUCAUCCCUAUUCUAGCUUCCUGUGUUGAAAACCAUCCUUCAUAGCAGCUCACCACUGUCCCAUGAAGCUUCCCAGUCAUUCGCCACAGUAGUCUCCACCCAUUCCAGUCUGCUCACUCUCUCGUCUUCACCUUUCUCCAUCUAUAUCUAUAAAUUUGGAUGAUUGACCAAUGAAAACCAAUGAAUCUGUUGUUUUGCACUCUGCCAUCUUUUAUUUAUGAUGCUAGUGCUUUGACGUAAAGUGACUCAAGCUUUCUCUGUUGGAAUACAUUACGACCACCAGGCGUGCUGAGGAAAGAAAAGGAAAGAUUCUGUUUCUUUGAAUGUCUCAGUGCUUCUUCUUUGUGAGAGCUGUCAGUUUUUGAUCAUACAUUUGGACUGCUGUUUUAUUUUCCUUCUCCCCACCAACUCCUCAUCUCCUAUUCUGUCAGACAUGGAAAACGGCACAUAAUCUGGGAGCCUCCUUUCCUAUCCUCCGUCUUCUUUCAAAGAGCAUUUUGGUGAAACUUGCUUCUUCCUUUUUUCUCCUUUGAUCUCGUACAUGUCUGUACAUGUGCUGGAGAGUCAUGCUACCAACCCUGAACAACGUUAAUCAUUUAAAACAAUACAGCGAAUACAUUUGCGGAGGAUGUGUUCUGUUUAGUUUCUGGAUGAUGGCGAAAUGUCACAACUCAAAGCAGCUUAGGUUUUCCCUUUGUUUAGCAAUACUUAUGCAGCGUCAGUUGAGAGACUUUAGGCACAAUAAAUGAAUCUAAAAGUUGGUAGGACUAACAAUAUUUUAGGAGAAUAAGACAUUUUUCAUGACUUGCGUAACAUCAUUAUGUCUGUCUUCUGACCGAGAGUGUCAGGUGUCAGAGUUGCUUAGUCUUCUUUUGUUUAACAUUGAUGCGGCAUCAAAGAGAACCUUAAUUUGGAACUUGAAUAUUGUGCCAUAUGUGUAUAUUGAUUUAUAUUUUUUUAUACAUUAUAUAAGUCUAUACAUUAGCCAGAAGAAUGAUUUCUGAAGAUUUGUUCUUAUUUAUUUGACACACAAAAUGUCCAAAGAAUAAGACACAAGGCUCAUAUCUCACUGCUCCCCACCACAUGCCAAAUGAUAAUGUGUGUUUACCCCUAUUUCUCAAGGUUGUCAAUUGAGCAGUUGUUGGCAGAACUAAAUUACUUUGGUGAAACUGUCUGGAUCUGUCAAACUUCAUUCUGUGUGCGUUGGUAAAUGUGAUGAAGCUCUAUUUCUGUCACGUUGCUUCACCUGUGAGUCACUGCUUUUAGCUUUCAUUUCUAAUACAUGCUGCUCACAAGCCAGUGAGUGGUGCUGAUCGGGGGUUGUUCAGAACACCACCGUUGUUUUCAAACGCUCGAUUUGAGUUCAUUUAUUGAGACGACCAAUACUGCUGUUGUUUUGCUUUAGAAUUGGCACCUCAAUCAAUGGUGGGUACACGCCUUUGCCACUGAUCAAACUUUGCAUUUACAUUUUAUGUCACAAGACGAAGAAGGUUGGAGGCACUCUGCACUAAAUCAGUUAUCGUGACGUCUCACUUUGGAUGUCAGAACUAGAAAUUGUGACGCUUGUCUUCCACAAUAAAUUGUUUAUUCAAUUGUAUGUGAGAAGUAGCUCCCAAAACUAUUGAUCGGACCCCAGUCAUCAUACGUUGCUUUGAUUUUUUUAACCAGAUGUUACUGUGUCAUGUGACACUCAUUAGUCAACGGUCAGAAACCACACUGUCUGAUUCUCUAACACUUGCCUUUGCUUUUUUUAUUUGCUCUGUUGUUUGCUCAGCUCAACUCCACCAGACCAGAAUAUGACUGGCUGAAUACUUACCACACAGUACAUACCAGAGUUUCUCGAAUUCCUUCAAAUUGUGUAUCUAUGGUGAUGAGCCACAAAUGGGUUGUUUGUUUUUCUUCAGACAUGAAACCAAACUUGAAGUAGGUGUGUGAAAGAGUUUCUGAAAUAGAUGUGUACAGAGAUCUUGAAUGUAAAUAAACAUGUAUAUAAAUCUGAUUUGACAAAA